AUGUCGGGGCUCAUGUACGAUGGACCGUCGACGUCCGAGAAGCCUGACCUCGGCUUGGACAACGCUGCCGAGAGCAGCUUCUGCCAGACCUUCAGGGCCAUGCCCAAGCCUUCGCCAGGAACCCUGCGUCUCUUUGACCGCUCCGACUUCUACUCGGCACAUGGAGACGAUGCCAUCCUCAUCGCCAACCAGGUCUUCAAAACACACUCGGCACUCAAAUACCUCGGCAGUGGCGGCAAGGACAAAGGUGGCUUGCCAUCCAUCACCCUCAGCGUAGCAGCUGCCAAGAACUUCCUCCGUGAAGCACUUACUUCGCGCCAGAUGCGUGUCGAGAUCUACGGCAACGCAGGUGGCAAGCGCAACAAUCAGUGGACCAUCAUCAAGCAAGCGUCGCCCGGCAACCUGCAGCAGAUGGAGGAUAUGAUCUUUGUCAAUGCCGACAUUGUCAGCUCGCCCAUCGUCAUGGCGCUCAAGAUGACCACGCGCGAUGGCGUCAAGACGGUCGGUGCUGCUUUUGCCGAUGCUACCAAUCGCGAACUGUGCGUCUCAGAGUACGCAGAGAACGACCUGUACAGCAACACGGAAUCGCUCAUCAUCCAGCUCGGCGUCAAGGAGUGCAUCCUGCCCAAGGACGACAAGAGCGCCGACGUUGACCUCAAGAAGCUCAAAGAGGUCAUCGAUCGCUGCGGCGUCGUCAUGUUCGACAACAAGCGUGCCGACUUUGGAGGCAAGAACAUCGAUCAGGACCUGCGUCGCUUGCUCAAGGAAGAGUCGUCGGGCAUCACGAUCCCUGAGCUCGAUCUCAAGGUCGCCAUGGGCGCCGCUUCUGCACUCAUCACCUACCUCGGUCUGCUGACCGACGAGUCCAACUUUGGCCAGUACACCAUCCGCACCCACGAUUUGUCACAGUAUCUCCGUCUCGACAAUUCGGCCUUGCGCGCGCUCAACCUCUUCCCAGAGCCAGGGCAGACCGGGUCAAGCAAGAACACCAGCGUCUACGGCCUGCUGAAUCGCUGUCGCACCGGCCAGGGGCAACGACUGCUGGGCCAGUGGCUCAAGCAGCCCCUCGUCAACGUGCACGCCAUCGAGGAGCGCCAGAACCUGGUGGAGCUCUUCAUCAACGACAAUAGCGCGCGUCAGCUCAUCCAGACCGACUACCUCAAGCUCAUGCCCGACAUGCACCGCAUCAGCAAACGCUUCCAAAAGGGCAUCGCCACGCUCGAAGAUGUUGUACGCGUCUACCAAGCCGUUUUGCGGCUGCCUGGUCUCAUCCAGACCCUUUCGGACAUGGACACGCCGUCCGAGACACACGCGGCGCUGCUCGAAACAACCUACAUCGCACCCUUCUCGAGCCACGCGGAGGCGCUGACCAAGUACAACGAGCUGGUGGAAGCCACGCUGGACCUCAACGAGCUCACGCACCACAACUUUGUCAUCAAGCCCGACUUUGACGACAACCUGCGUCAGAUCAAGGAGGCCCUGGACGAUACGCGCGACAAGCUCGACGAGCAGCACCGGCUCGCCGGUAAAGAGCUUCGCAUGGAUACCGAAAAGAAGCUGCACCUGGAGAACCACCACGUGUACGGCUACUGCCUGCGGGUCACGCGAACCGAUGCCGGACUCGUCCGCAACAAGAAGGGCUAUUCGGACAUUGCGACGGUCAAAGGCGGGUUGUACUUUACCAACGAAGCGCUUCGCGAUCUGGCCAACGACUUCAAGGAUCUCUCGGAGCGGUACAGUCGAUCGCAGAGCGGGUUGGUCAAGGAAGUGAUCCAGAUCGCAUCGUCCUACUGUCCACCGCUGGAGAAGCUCAAUGUGGUGCUUGCGCAUUUGGAUGUGGUGGUCAGCUUUGCGCAUGUUUCGGACAGUGCGCCGAUACCGUAUGUCAAGCCGAAGGUGAGGGCCAAGGGCACCAGUGCGGAUGUGGAUCUGAGGGAGGCGCGUCAUCCGUGCCUGGAAGUGAUGGACGAUGUGACCUUCAUUCCGAACGACACGGAGAUGGUUCGCGGUGCAUCCGAGUUCUUGGUCAUCACAGGUCCGAACAUGGGCGGCAAGUCGACGUACAUCCGACAAGUGGGGAUCAUCGCGCUGCUCGCUCAAGUGGGAUGUUUCGUCCCUGCCGCGCCGGGCGCGUCACUCCCGGUGUUCGACUGCAUCCUCGCCCGUGUCGGUGCAGGCGAUUCCCAGCUCAAGGGCGUCUCGACUUUUAUGGCUGAAAUGCUCGAGACCGCUACCAUCCUCAAGACCGCCACAUCGGACUCUCUCCUCAUCAUCGACGAGCUCGGACGCGGCACCUCCACCUACGACGGCUUCGGCCUCGCCUGGGCCAUCUCCGAAUACAUCGCCACGCACGUCCGAUGCAAGUGUCUCUUCGCCACCCAUUUCCACGAGUUGACCAACCUAGCGUCACAGCAGGCGCACGUACGCAAUCUGCACGUCGUAGCGCACGUCCAGCCGAAGGAAAACGCCGCCUCGCGCCACGAUCGCGACAUUACGCUGCUGUACAAGGUCGUUGCGGGGAUCAGCGAUCAGAGUCUGGGUAUCAACGUGGCGGAACUGGCCAAUUUUCCACCAUCGGUGAUUCGCUUGGCCAAGAGGAAGGCGGAGGAGUUGGAGGAUUACGAGGAGGACGAGGCCAAGGGCGUACUGGACAGUGUCGACGACGAGGCGACGCGAGAGGGGGCCCAGCUCAUCGAUGAGUUUCUCAAGACGUGGGCGGAACGAAGUGGUGAGAACAAGAGCGGGAGGAGGGAUGCCGAGACGGAACUGCAGGAUCUCAGAAAGGUGGUCGACGAGUUCAGGCCCAGGAUCGAGGCCAACCCGUGGGCAGCAAAGGUGCUCGAGAGCUUCUAA
Kalmanozyma brasiliensis GHG001 is the source of this 2853-nucleotide messenger RNA. RefSeq names its product DNA mismatch repair protein MutS, core. Gene Ontology annotation, cellular component: MutSalpha complex; nucleus. The transcript has a single exon. Gene Ontology annotation, biological process: mismatch repair; mitotic recombination. Gene Ontology annotation, molecular function: mismatched DNA binding; ATP binding; ATP-dependent DNA damage sensor activity. NCBI's taxonomy places the organism in Eukaryota, Fungi, Basidiomycota, Ustilaginomycetes, Ustilaginales. Bases 1 to 2853 code for a protein of 950 amino acids. The record is from RefSeq and is a predicted model, not a curated record.